Molecule: messenger RNA, 2863 nt
Organism: Oncorhynchus masou masou (cherry salmon)
Lineage: Eukaryota; Metazoa; Chordata; Actinopteri; Salmoniformes; Salmonidae
Product: zinc finger protein OZF-like
Exons: 2
Coding region: 231-1862 (543 amino acids)
Biological process (GO): regulation of transcription by RNA polymerase II
Molecular function (GO): RNA polymerase II cis-regulatory region sequence-specific DNA binding; DNA-binding transcription factor activity, RNA polymerase II-specific
Source: RefSeq, a predicted model, not a curated record
GCUUCUUUCAACAGCAGCAACACUUAGUCAGACACCUCGGUAGCUUGCUAGACAAAAUAGCUAAACCAAUAAAGCUCUUUAGACGCUUUCGUGUAUAUUAGUCACUGUGUUUUAAACCCACUUCUGUCGUCUAGUUAGUUGUCCGAUUUAAUUUUAUAUUUACGGUGUUGUUGUUAUUAUUCAGCUAGCGGGUAAUUUAGCAUUAGCCUAGCUCGCUAGCAUUCUUGACCAUGAGCUCACUAAGCUACUCUCCUAAUAAAGAAGAGGAGGUCUGCUGCACGGAGAAAGAAGCUCUCGUCAAAGAGGAAGAGGAAGAGGAGGUUGUUACAAUACAAAAAAGAGUAGAGGAUGAGGCUUUUACCGUGAAAGAAGAAGAGAAAGACGUUACAGUUAAAGAAGAGGAAGACGCGUUCAGAGUGAAAGAGGAAGAGGAUGUUACAGUAAAAGAAGAGGAGGCAGAGAAAGAGGAUGAUGCAGUUUUUGGAGUGAAAGAGGAGGAGGGGGAGAUGACUGUCACAUCCAAAAAGGAGGAGGAAGAAGAGGAGGAAACUGGAUAUCUCGGGCCGGUUUCCCAGACGCAUCUUAAGGCAUCCAACUAUGAAGUUAGCCUUAUGAUGCCUUCGGGAAACCGGUCCCUGGUUAAUACAAGAGAGAGACGGGACUAUCUUGGAUCCUCUGGGGAGCCUCAACAACCUCAUGAAGCUGAUGAGGCAAAGAAGAGUCUCUCUAGAUCAGAACACCUCAGUAAACAACAGCAGAGAUCCACAGGAGAGAAACCUUACUGCUGCUCCGACUGUGGGAAACAUUUCUCAAGAUCAAAUUCACUAAAAGUACACCUGAGAAUUCACACUGGAGGGAAAUCUCACUGGUGCUCUGACUGUGGGAAUAGAUUUAACUCUACAGCAGACCUUAAAAUACAUCAUAGAAUUCACACAGGAGAGAAAUCUUAUGGCUGUGAUCAAUGUGGGAACAGUUUUUCUCAGCUAAAAACCCUGAAAUCACACCAGAGAACACACACAGGAGAGAAACCUUAUGGCUGUGAUCAAUGUGGGAAGAGUUUUACUGUGUCAAGCUCCUUGAUAGUACACCAGAGAACACACACAGGAGAGAAGCUUCACCAUUGUUCAUUUUGUGGGAAAAGCUUUUCAACAUCACACACCUUGAAGGUGCACCAGAGAAUGCACACAGGAGAGCGACCUUAUAGCUGUAAUCAAUGUGGGAAGUGUUUUUUUACAUCUAGCAAUCUGACAAAACACCAGAGAACACACACAGGAGAGAAACCAUAUAGCUGUAAUCAAUGUGGGAAGAGUUUUGUUCAAUCUGGAGAUCUGAAGAUACACCAGAGACUACACACAGGAGAGAAACCUUAUGGCUGUGAUCAAUGUGGGAAGAGUUUUAAUCAGUCAAGCAGCCUGAUAGUACACCAGAGAACACACACAGGAGAGAAACCUUAUGGCUGUGAUCAAUGUGGGAAGAGUUUUAAUCAGUCAAGCAGCCUGAUGGUACACCAGAGAUCACACACAGGAGAGAAACCAUAUAGCUGUACUCAAUGUGGGAAGAGUUUUGUUACAUCUGGCUGUCUUAUUACACACCAGAGAACACACACAGGAGAGAAACCUUAUACCUGUGAUCAAUGUGGGAAGAGUUUUACUCAGUUAAACAGCCUGAUUGUGCAUCUGAGAACACACACAGGAGAGAAACCGUUUAGCUGUAGUCAAUGUGGGAAGAGUUUUAAUUGGCUCAACAGCCUGGUAUCACACCAGAGAACACACACAGGAGAGAAACCUCAUAGCUGUAAUCAAUGUGACAAGAGAUUCUCAGAUAAAAGAUAUCUGAUUAAACAUCAGAAAAUACAUAGAUGAAGGAGUUGUUUCAUGAUAUCAAUGUAAUGUCACUGUCACUGUUUUUAACAUUGUUGUAGGAUAAUUGUAAUGUUUGUUCAAUUGAUUUGAGAUUUUUGUUGUAAAGGGUUUUAACACGGUUUCCCAUGCUUGUUCAAUGAACCAUAAACAAUUAAUGAACAUGCACCUGUGGAACGGUCCUUAAGACACUAACAGCUUACAGACGGUAAGCAAUUAAGGUCACAGUUAUGAAAACUUAGGACACUAAAGCGGCCUUUCUACUGACUCUGAAAAACACCAAAAGAAAGAUGCACAGGGUCCCUCACCAUAUGCGUGAACGUGCCUUAGGCAUGCUGCAAGGAGGCAUGAGGACUGCAGAUCGGACCAAGGCAAUACAUUGCAAUGUCCGUACUGUGAGACCUGUGCUGGCUUGUCCAUCUCGUUAACUGGAAGGCGUUUCACCUGAGCUGGCCCAUCUAUUUAAGAUUGGCUGGCCCAGGUGCUAUUUAAGAUUGGCUGGCCCAGGUGCUAUUUAAGAGUGGCUGGCCCAGGUGCUAUUUAAGAGUGGCUGGCCCAGGUGCUCCGGAUGCUAUUUAAGAGUGGCUGGCCCAGUGCUCCAGGUGCUAUUUAAGAUUGUCUGGCCCAGUGCUCCAGAUGCUAUUUAAGAGUGGCUGGCCCAGGUGCUCCAGAUGCUAUUUAAGAGUGGCUGGCCAAGUGCUCCUGGUGCUAUUUUAGAAUGUCUGUCCCAGAUGCUCCAGGAUCUAUUUAAGAGUGGCUGGCCCCGUGCUCCAGAUUAUAAUUAAGAGUGUCUGGCCCAGUGCAUCACCCAUAGAAUCAUAUUGUUGAUAUUUUAAUCAAUGGUAUUUCCUUAGGAUGCUCAUUAGUCUUUCAAUUUCUGUUUUUUAUCAUCUUAUGUUGUGUACUAAAUAUUUCUGUUUAUUCUUGUUUGUUUUUUCCCUGUGAAGCCAUUGUGUUGCAUCCAUGUCUGAAAUGUACUAUAGAAAUAAAGCUUGAUUUAAACA